CGGAAUUGAAGCUAUCGCUAUCCUUGAAAGUGGCUGUAUCUAGCUCUCCAGCUACCCCACCUGUUCUGUUUUACAUUGUACCAUGUAACUCUUUUUCCUGUUUUCCUGCCAAACACAACAGAAGUCUACUUCUAUUCAAAUCAAUUGAAGUAUUCUUGAUCUCAGGUUUUCAAUGGUGUCAGUCAAUACGGUGACGCGGUUCUGAAUUCACAAGCUUCUGCGAGCUCCCUUUCGACGUCAUCAUCACCAUGACCCCCAUCUUCAAAACAGCGUCUGCAGCUUCUGCAUCACGAUUUCUAUUACGAUCACGAUUCCAACCAUCUUCAUUACCCACUAUCAUGUCCCGGACAGCUUCCUCGUUAUCGCACGUUGUGCCAAAACUCAAGGAUCCGUCACUGUUGAAGCUCAAUGUUGCCUAUGUUAACGGGGAGUGGGUCAAGGCAAAGUCAGGGAAGACAUUUGAGGUAUUUGGUAUGCGGUGCUACCAAUUGAUUUCGGAUACCUGCGUUACUGAUACUGUGUAAGAUCCUACGUCAGGAAAACUCGUUGGAACUGCCCCCGAAUUCGAUGCCGAAGACACAAAACUUGCAAUUAAUGCCGCAGCAGCAGCAUUUCCUUCUUUCAAAGCUAAAACUGGUCGCGAGCGCUCGAAGCUUUUGCGGAAGUGGUACGAUUUGAUGGUACAAGCAACGAAAUAUUCCUGAAAAAAAUGGACAACCUACUAAUAAAGAGCAUAGGUCGAGAACUCGGAGGAUAUUGCGACGCUGAUUACCUGGGAAAAUGGCAAGCCUUUAGCAGAUGCCAAAGGGGAAGCAACCUACGCAGCAAACUUCUUUGAAUGGUUCAGUGAGGAAGCACCAAGGAUAUAUGGGGAUACCAUUCCAGCAUCGAUUGUCGGAAACAGAAUUGUCACUAUUAAAGAGCCAGUCGGAGUUUGUGGGUUGAUUACACCGUAGGGAUACAACAGGAUUGCUGUAUAUUGGAUGAAUAGCUGACCUUGAUAGAUGGAACUUUCCAGCAGCCAUGAUAAGUCGAAAGGUUGGCCCAGCUCUUGCAGCCGGCUGCACAGUAGUAGCAAAAUCUCCCGGAGAGACUCCCUUCACAGCACUUGCUAUUGCUGAACUCGCCCACCGAGCUGGAAUCCCGAAGGGCGUCGUGAAUAUCAUAAGCGCGCUAGAAAACACUCCCGAAGUUGGUGAGGUUUUGACAACAUCUCCAAUUGUAAAGAAAGUAUCCUUCACAGGCUCAACUGGCGUCGGAAAACUUCUUAUGAAACAAUCAUCUUCCACCCUCAAGAAGCUCUCUUUUGAACUAGGUGGAAACUCUCCAUUCAUCGUAUUCGACGAUGCAGAUCUAGACCUUGCCGUUGCUGGAGCUAUAGCAAGCAAAUUCCGCUCUUCAGGACAAACUUGUGUAUGUGCAAACCGAUUGUAUAUCCAAUCCGGAAUCUACGACCAGUUCGCCCAAGCUUUUGCAGCAAAGGUCAAGGAAUUCAGUGUUGGGGGAGGCUACAGUGAGGGGAUCACUCACGGACCUCUGAUCCAUGACCGAGCUAUUACCAAAGUUGAUGCUCACGUUCGUGAUGCAGUCAAGAAGGGCGGAAAAGUCAUCCAAGGAGGCCAGAAGAUGCCCGAAUUAGGAGAGAACUUCUUCCAGCCAACUGUGAUUACUGGUAUGACAGCUGACAUGGAUCUCGCGUCCGAAGAAACAUUCGGCCCUGUAGCAGGGCUCUUCAAAUUCGAGACGGAAGAGGAGGUUCUCAAGCUUGCUAAUGCGGCGGAUGUGGGACUUGCGGGAUACUUCUUCUCGAGGGAUUUGCAGCGUGUCACGAGGGUUGCGGAGGCAUUGGAAGUCGGCAUGGUGGGCGUAAAUACGGGGCUUAUUAGCGACCCUGCGGCGCCGUUUGGGGGAGUGAAGGAGAGUGGGUUUGGGAGAGAGGGGAGUAAGUAUGGGCUUGGGGAGUAUCAGACUGUCAAGACGGUUACUUGGGGUGGGAAUUAAGGGAUAAGAGAAUUCCUUGAGGAAAUCCAAUUUCUUGACAUGAAUUAUAAUUUAUGGUAUCAAAAGAAUCAUUGCUGGAUAUGUAAAUAUGGUGAUCUAACUUUGGAUUAAGACUGAGAUUUUCGGAUUUUGGGGAGGUCAUGUCUUGAUUAUAGGUCGUAGGUGUCGAGAACUCGGCUAGAGGAAGAAGAGCGGGAACCAAACCUACGCUAAUGCUUUUUCUUUAACCUUGUUCUCCAAUAAUAUAUUGAUUUUCACUAGUACUUUUAUUUUAUCCUAG
This is a messenger RNA of Hymenoscyphus albidus, 2281 nucleotides long. Lineage: Eukaryota; Fungi; Ascomycota; Leotiomycetes; Helotiales; Helotiaceae. The record is from the annotation of a GenBank genome assembly.